AACUCGACAAUUUCAAUAAUGGCCACGACCUCGUCUACCCCACAAACAUCUGUUUCUCCCAGUCCUUCCUUCGCUGAAAAGUCGACGGCACCAGUCUCCUACGUGUUCCAGGCUAAAGUCGAUACAAGACUUCCCGAAGUUGUUGGUGGUAAAGGCUCCAGAUUCACCGUUAAGGAUCCCGCAACCCACGAGACAAGAGAAAUCUUGGAUGGAAUGACGGGAGCUGCCGUGGGUGCGUUGGGAUGGGGUGAUGAAGAUGUAGUAGACUUUAUCACCAAGGCUGCUAAGAACACCACCUAUCAAUUUCCUGCUGUGAUCGGUAACCGACCAGCGGAAGAAUUGGCUGAAUACUACAUCAAAAGAUCUCCCCCGGGAACCUUUGCUGCUGCUACUUGGACCACAUCGGGAUCUGAAUCCAACGAACUCGCUUUAAAGACCAUCAGACAAUAUUGGUUGGAAAGAGGAAAGCCUCAAAAAAUCAAAAACUUAUCGAGAUACACCUCUUACCACGGCUACUCUCUUGGAUGCUUGUCUCUUGGUAACAACAACCGUGCUUUCCCUUUCAAGGAUAUUUUGCACCCAGAUACUCAAUUUGUUAAAUUACCUGAAUUCUAUCCUUAUCACUACCAAAAGGAAGGCGAGACUUUAGAAGAGUACUCAGAAAGACUUUUGAAACAAUACGAAGAUAUAAUCUUGAAAGAAGACCCGGAAACCAUCGCUUCCAUGACGGUUGAAACCAUAAGUGGCACUUCGAUAGGAACCCCAGUCCCCACCAAGACUUACAUGUAUGGCUUGAGAAAGUUAUGCACAAAGUACGACAUUCUUUUCCACUUGGACGAAGUAAUGUGUGGAACCGGCCGUAUCAACAGCGGAGGUCUUAACUGCUGGGAGAACUUUUUGCCAUUGAAUGAAGGUCCAGACCUUCAAACGGUUGGUAAGACCUUGGGCUCCGGGUAUGUCACCAUUGCUGGACUUUUGGUGUCUUCCAAGAUCAGAGAUGAAUAUGUCAAAGGUUCCAAUGUAAUUGUAGGGUCACUGACAUACGCAUCCAACGCGUUCAACUGUUAUGUGGCUUUGGAGAUUCAAAAGAAGAUUGAAGAGCUCAACUUAACCAAGAACAUGUUUGAACAAGGAAAUUACUUGGGUGCUCAGUUGAAGGAGAAGUUAGCCUCCAGCAAAAUCGCCGGUGAGGUGAGAGGCUUGGGGGGAUUCUGGACGGUUGAAAUCGUCAAAAAUAAGGCUACUCGUGAGCCUUUUGCCAGACUGUUGCUGAUCUAUAAUAUGACCAAGAAUGCUUGUUUUGAAAAUGGAUUGAGUGUAGUGGGAUCCAAUGACUGUAUCCGUGACGUGGGCGGAGACUUUAUCAUGUUUGCUCCACAUUUCACCCUCACCAAAGAAGAAGCCGAUGAAAUGGUUAAGAUCACGGUCGAAUCGAUCAAGCAAGUGGAGGAGCAGUUGGAGACCCUGGGCCAUCUUUAGUAGACUAUGUAAGUAUAUUUGUACUGAGUGAAGUGAAAUGAGUGAAUAGAUAAGAGAUAAUUACAAG
This is a messenger RNA of Yamadazyma tenuis ATCC 10573, 1546 nucleotides long. RefSeq lists its product as uncharacterized. NCBI's taxonomy places the organism in Eukaryota, Fungi, Ascomycota, Pichiomycetes, Serinales, Debaryomycetaceae. Gene Ontology annotation, cellular component: cytosol. Gene Ontology annotation, molecular function: transaminase activity; pyridoxal phosphate binding. The record is from RefSeq and is a predicted model, not a curated record.